UUUAUAAAUUUCAAUAAAUCCUAGUAGGUGGCGUCGCGAUUUUAACUAUACGUCCACAAAAGUUUCAUGCAAAAAUAUAAUAUAAUUAGAGAAUUAGAAAUUUAUAACAAAACUGCAGACUUAUAAAAAAGCAUGACCCAUUCAAAGAAAAUCAGUACAUGGUGCGUGUCAUCCUUUGAUUGUGAAAUCACAAACAAGCCCGUUGCAAAGCGUACUGUAAAACAAGAGCCAGAUAACAAUCCCCUGGACAGAUCUUUUGCAGAGCCUAACUUCAAGAGAAGGAGACAGGAAACUAGCUUAUCAAAAUUGCUCGAGGCUUGUGAGCCGCAAAAGUCCUCCGAAUUAGCGGUCAGCAGGCAGAAGCAGAAUGAGAUCUCCGAUUGGCUUCAGUACAGAGCAUCGAAGGGGCGACCUUCCAUGCUAGUCCUGUCCGGCCCUUCUGGUUGUGGUAAAACUGCAGCCAUGAAGCUGCUUGCCAAGGAAAAUAAAUUUGAUGUUAUAGAAUGGAUCACUCCGAUCGAUGCAGCCGAAGAUGAAAACAAACGCGUGAUGCGGCAAGGGGAGAGGUUUCGGGACCAUUUAAUUCGUGCGACACGCUACCACACGGUUCUCGGUAGUUGCAGCAAACAGUUGCUUCUUGUCAAGGAUCUUCCCAAUGUCUAUCAAGAGGAUCACAAAGGCUUCUUUGAGCUCCUGGAAAUGUAUUUCCAAAUAGGAAGGGAACCCGUAAUAUUCGUUUUCACGGAGACGAGCAACUCGAGGUUGCUGCAAACUUUGUUCGCCCCCACUGUAAGGGAAAAGUUUGGUAUAGAUCUCAUCAAUGUAAACGCGACCACACAGACUGCCAUGAAGAACGUCCUGAGGCGAGUGUGCGGUGUACUAAAUUCCAUCGCUGGUGAUAUGCUGCACGUCUCUCAACAACACAUUGACGAGAUAUUGUCCAACAACAUCGGCGACGUGCGUAGCGCCGUCUUGAAUCUCAUUUUCACCUCGCUCAAAGUACCCGAUCGACAUCUGAAGAGCGAGUGCGGUCUACGGGAGGAAACCCUGGGCCUGUUACACGGCGUUGGAAGGGUCAUUAAUCCAAAAAAGGAACAAAAGGGUGAUUCCCACAAGUUUGUGCAUGAUCCUGAAGAAAUAGCGGGAUUCUUCCAGUCUCUAUCGGUGGUGUUCAUUCAGUUUCUCCAAGAAAAUUAUUUGAGCACUAUGAGGACCAUAGAAGAAGCCGCAGUAGCGUCCGAUAUCUUGAGCUUGGCCAAUGUUCUAAACUCGGAAUGGCGCGAUAGCAAUUUAAAUAAAGUUGCGCUGUCGUACUGCAUUCGGGGCUUAAUGGUGUCUAAUGAGAGAUCUGUAACUAGCUGGAAUCCAAUUAGAAAACCGCGAGAUAAUCAUAGUAACAUACGACGAUGCCUGAUGACAGCGGAAACACGAUGGUACGAAUCAAUCAUUAAACCUACUUUGAAGGAAACGAGCAAAGUAUUGGAUGCAGAUGUAGAAAUGAUUAUUGAAGAAACUUAACUUGGUAGAAGCACAUAUAUAUUUUCACAUUGUAUUACAUACAUAAAAUAUUAAUUUUGUUUUUAUAAUUGUA
Messenger RNA from Ooceraea biroi (clonal raider ant), 1591 nucleotides. RefSeq names its product Rad17 checkpoint clamp loader component (gene Rad17). Gene Ontology annotation, molecular function: ATP hydrolysis activity; chromatin binding; DNA clamp loader activity. Gene Ontology annotation, biological process: DNA repair; mitotic DNA replication checkpoint signaling; DNA damage checkpoint signaling. The record is from RefSeq and is a predicted model, not a curated record. NCBI's taxonomy places the organism in Eukaryota, Metazoa, Arthropoda, Insecta, Hymenoptera, Formicidae.